Molecule: messenger RNA, 497 nt
Organism: Racocetra persica
Lineage: Eukaryota; Fungi; Glomeromycota; Glomeromycetes; Diversisporales; Gigasporaceae
Source: the annotation of a GenBank genome assembly
AUUAAUAAUAUACCUGGAAAUCAUCAAGAAGCAAGUUUUGGUUUUAAUGUUGCUAAGUUUGCUAAUCCUCUUGUUGGAACUGCUAGAGAUGGGCAUGUAUUCCCCGGUCCUUGCCUUCCCUUUGGGGUCGUCAAAGUAGGUUUCGAUACUGAUGAUAGAUCAGAUUUUAAUGGCGGAUACACUACUCAAGGAUCUAUUACGGGGAUUUCUCAUUUACAUGUUAGUGGAACAGGAGGUGAACCAAAAUAUGGAGUAAUAAGUCAAUUUCCGGUGAUGGAUUUGCCACAUGACAGACUCAGACUAGAUGAAUUUUCAUCCAAAAGAUCGUUUGAGCAUUUUGAAGCUGGUUAUUUAAAAUUUGGAUUAGAACGUUACAAAAUCAUGGUUGAAUUAACUGCUAGUCGCAGAACCGGUGUUCAUCGAUAUACUUUUCCACCAUCUGAAAAUGAAGCAAAAGUUAUUCUUGAUUUGGGUCAUAUUUUAUCUUUUGGUUGGAG